AGACAAAAUUUAUCUUCGAAAAUCGGGAGGCUACAAUUUUCUGUAUCCAGAAAAUGUAAGCUUCCACAUCCUUACUUCUUAGGCAGAAUCUUCAAAGCCAAUCUCAGUUCCUUUGCCGCUUUCAGUUUCGAUCCACUUUCUUUGUCGAUUCGGUUAUAAACCCACAUAUAAUCAAGCAUCUAGCAGGAAGACUAACGAAUUCCAGAAGAAAGGAAGUGUAAAAGGCGAGUGAAGAUUGAACCUGGUGAACUUGGUGUCACCUUUCAAAAAAAAAAAAAAAAUCCAAAAGAUUGAACUUGUUGCUUUGGGGUUUAUCUUGGAAUUCGUAACUGUAAUAAAAAGGAGACAAUUUUGUAUUGAAAUUGUGGGAGAAUGAUGCAAAUUCAAUUACACUCCUUUCCACAUUUCACUCUAACUCCACCCAACCUCUCACCUUCUCCCCACGUUUUCACUUCCUUUUCAUCAAGACACCAGCUUGCCGAACUUGUGGUAAAUGGACAUUUCCCUUCUUGGUCUUUUAAUUCACUCAAAAGGGUAUCUAAAUUUCAAACUAGUUUGAGAAAAUGUGGUGGUCUGGUUAGGGUCAGAUGUGGAGUGGUGGAAGAUGAGAGUGUUGAUGAUGCGUUUUACAUGAGGAGGUGUGUGGAGUUGGCAAGAACUGCGAUUGGCUGCACAAGUCCUAAUCCUAUGGUGGGUUGUGUUAUUGUAAAAGAUGGUAAGAUUGUUGGUGAAGGGUUUCAUCCGAAAGCUGGCCAGCCUCAUGCUGAGGUGUUUGCCUUGAGAAAUGCUGGGGAGUUGGCUGAGAAUGCAACUGCUUAUGUGAGUUUGGAACCAUGUAACCACUUUGGAAGAACUCCACCAUGUACUGAAGCAUUGAUUAAAGCAAAAGUGAAAAGGGUGGUGGUUGGUAUGGUGGAUCCUAACCCAAUUGUAGCUUCAAAGGGGUUGGAUAGACUGCGAGAUGCCGGAAUUGAUGUGACUGUGGGUGUUGAAGAAGAGUUAUGCAAGAGGCUCAUCGAAGCCUAUAUCCAUCAAAUGUUGACUGGGAAGCCUUUUGUUACAUUAAGAUACUCCCUCGCUGUCAAUGGCCACUUUUUGGACCAGCUUGGGGAUGGAGUUACAGAGACUGGUGGAUACUACUCAAAAUUGUUACAGGAAUAUGAUGCAGUGAUACUUUCUGCCUCCUUAACUGAGAAGUCCUCAAUUCCUACAUCACAGGAGCCUGGUGCCAAUCAGCCUCUUCAAAUUAUAGUAGCAAGAAAUCCUUGUCGACUUCCUGGUCUUUCUAAAGAAACUUCUAAGAUGAUAAUAUUUGCAGACAAAAAAACAGCCAUAGAUUCAGAUUUGGCUCAAAAAGGAUUUGAGGCAGUGGUUUUGGAGCGGAUAAAUUUGACUUCAAUUCUAGAACACUGUAAGCACCAGGGUUUAUGUAGUGUUUUGUUGGAUAUGAGGGGCAGCUUUGGUGAGCUUGAAGUACUUCUCAAAGAAGCAAUUGAGCAGAAUGUGUUGCAAAAACUAGUGAUGGAAGUGUUGCCGUUUUGGGAUGAAUCAAAUGGUGGAGACUCACUCGUGGCCUUGAAUAGUCUGGCUGAAAGACUAGAAGUGAAGAAUUUACAAUCCAAGAUUUCAAAUAAAAGCAUUGUGCUUGAGGGAUAUCUUCAACAUAGGUGAUUAAAACAAUGCAACAACUUCUUACUGGCACUUGGCUUUGUUGGUUCUUUGAUGCCAUGGGAUAUCAUUGAGCAACAGACUUCAUGAAGAAAUUAUAUGGACAGUGCUGCUGCAACUCUUCUGGUUUUCUUGCAGAGAAAGGGAGUGGGAUUGGUAGCCCUGUGUCACGAAUGUUGUCCUCUCCAUGUGCUGAUAUGUUUUGUAAUAUUGAAGAAGCAUUCUUACGAACCCCAAAAAGAGUGAGAAUAAGAAUAACAUCAGCUUACAACCACAAUUGAAUUUGAUCUUCAUAGGUCUUAAUGCUGAUAGGAUUCUGUAGAUUCAAAAGUGAAACCAUUUGGAGUGCUCUGUAACAUUGCUAAGAUAGUAUCCAACAGGAGAAUUACUCCUCAA
Theobroma cacao (cacao) is the source of this 2064-nucleotide messenger RNA. RefSeq names its product Cytidine/deoxycytidylate deaminase family protein (gene PYRD). Gene Ontology annotation, biological process: riboflavin biosynthetic process. Lineage: Eukaryota; Viridiplantae; Streptophyta; Magnoliopsida; Malvales; Malvaceae. The record is from RefSeq and is a predicted model, not a curated record. Gene Ontology annotation, molecular function: diaminohydroxyphosphoribosylaminopyrimidine deaminase activity; zinc ion binding.